UACGAAAAUAAAUUUUUGUCAUACUGAGACACAUUCCCGCAAAUUUCAAAUUUCGUCAAGGCAGUGAUUGGAAGAGCUCUGUUGCAGUGAAUAAAGAAAAUUACUAGCCACUAGCCACAUUCAACAUGGAUGAUUAUACUAAAAUUGAAAAGAUUGGAGAGGGUACAUAUGGUGUAGUGUAUAAAGGAAGACAUAAGAAGACUAGUAGACUUGUAGCAUUGAAGAAAAUUCGACUAGAGAGUGAGGAAGAAGGGGUACCCUCGACAGCUAUCAGAGAAAUAUCUUUAUUAAAGGAGCUACAUCAUCCUAAUAUAGUUUGUUUAGAAGAUGUGUUGAUGCAAGAGAAUAAAUUAUACUUAGUAUUUGAGUUUUUAUCAAUGGAUUUAAAACGGUAUAUGGACACAAUUCCUAAUGGACAGUUUGUAGAUAAAAUGUUGGUCAAGAGUUAUACAUAUCAGAUUUUACAAGGUAUAUUAUUUUGUCAUCAAAGACGUGUCCUACAUCGUGAUCUGAAACCCCAGAAUUUACUCAUAGACAAUAAAGGUGUAAUAAAACUGGCUGAUUUUGGUUUGGCCCGUGCUUUCGGUAUUCCUGUAAGAGUAUAUACACAUGAGGUUGUGACACUGUGGUAUAGAGCACCAGAGAUCCUGCUAGGCUCCCCUCGUUAUUCCACACCAGUAGAUAUGUGGAGUAUAGGCUGUAUAUUCGCUGAGAUGGUGACCAAACGCCCUCUCUUUCAUGGUGACUCAGAAAUUGAUCAGUUAUUUAGAGUCUUCAGAACAUUAACAACCCCUACAGAUGAGACCUGGCCAGGAGUAACUGCUUUACCCGAUUAUAAAAAUAACUUUCCUAAAUGGAAAACUAAUCAACUGGCUAGCUCUGUUAAACAGUUAGAUAAUGUUGGAUUAGACUUGUUACUGAGAACAUUAGAGUAUGAUCCUGCUAAGAGAAUUUCAGCAAAAGAAGCCUUAAACCACUCAUAUUUCCAAGAUCUUGACACCAUGGCUCUACCAGCUUCACAACAUAUUGCCUAAUUAUAAGACAACCUCAUACAGAAGAUCACCGAAGGCUUUGGAUAUUUAUCCCAACAAUAUGGUUCAUAAAUCUUUUAAGCCUUUUAGCAGACUACUGCAAAUUCAGAAAGUAACUUCAAAAUAAUUUGAUGAGAUCACUCAGGUUUAGUUGAAAUGAAUUUGAUAGUUAUAUAACAAACCUCAAGAGUAUUGCAUUAAGUCAUUUUCUAGUUGGGACAGUUUAGUGGGACCAAAUAAUACAUUCACUUACAUCGUUUGAAGUCAAACAAACACAUACAAAUAAUUCUGGAAAAUCUGUCUCCCUCCUGGCAGCGUAUAUUCUCGAAAUGAUCUUAGUGCUAGGUUGUCCUAGGUUCUUAUCUUACAUUGAUUCUAGGACAUCCUAGCGCUAAGAUCGUUUCGAGAAUACAAGGCCUAAUCUUGCAAAAUUAGUUUCACUGAUUCCACAUCUUAUUAUGAAGCCUUCUUACCUGCUAGGGAAGUAAGAACAACUGCUAGUUAUGAACGUAACAUUAAGUGAGUGCUUGUAUAGAUGAAAAUAUAAAUGAAUACAAAAUAUAUGUUCAUCAUUAUUGUACUUUAUAAUUUGAUAGUGCUAAUAAUCAAUCAAUUAUUUUGUGAUAUUAAGAGUAAAUUAAGCUGAUAAAAAUGAAAAUCAUAGCUAAAAAGUGUAGCAAUCUACAUUAAAACGUUUUUAGACAUCAAAGAUUCUGUUCAUCGGAUUCAGAAUAUGAAACAGAACCAGUCAAUUUUAUUUAUUGGUUGUUUAAGUUAAGAACACAAUAUAAAUAUGGCUUUUAUUGUUCCAACUUUUACUACCUACUCUCUUAUGAUUGAUAUACUUCCUCAUAUGAAAAGUUCAUUAGCUGCUACCAAUAUUUUGUCAAAAUGUUGUUACAGAUUUCGGGAUUAAUUGUGCGGUUCAGAUCGUUAGUACUUGGUUUUAUUUACAGUUCCAUGAAACAAAAAAGACUGGACUACUUUUGAAUCAACCCCUGAUGUGAGCAAAUAUCCUUGAUAACAGGCUAUAAUAAUCAAAAAGAUAUAUAAAGAGAAUAUCGAGACAGUAUUGAUGUCUCUAAUAUUCCCCCCCUGUCGUUCUCACUGCCGAUAUGUUAUAUAUUGAUGUAUAUAGAUAAUCACUUUCCCAAUUAUGGUUUUGACUAACAAUGAUGGUUGACUCAGAAUGCUUUGAGUAUUGUGUUUUAUUAAAUUUGGCAUAUCAUAUUGACAGGCGACAUCGAUCGUUGAGUUCUGAACGGGUCCUGUCCAUUCCAAUUUAAUGUGGCAAAGGAGAUAAAACUGGCUCACUAAUCCAGUGCGUCCCUCUUGUCAGUGACUGGUUUAUAACCAGUGACAUGUUCGCAGAGCAUAGGAAAAGUGUAUAAUGCUUUUGAUCUGAAUUGGUCAUCAUUGAUUUCAGUUUCAAAAGAUUCUUUUAAUUAUGUUCUCUAUUUUUCUUAUUCUUCUAUAUUUCUUUAGUCUUAGCUUCUAGAUUUAGACCAGUAGAAUUUCCUUUUCUCAAUUUUUAUUUGCCUUAUAUUUAAGAUUUUAGAGCAAAUAAUGUUUCCUAUCAAAUCUAAUGUAUAAAACAUUGGUUUAUGUAUACUGUAUAUUUGUGUGUGUAUUGCGCAGUAUUUUACCUGACAAAGUGCUUGCUAAACAUUGGAUAUACAUUAUAGAAAUUAGACCGUUUUUCACACUAGAUCCUGAUUUAUUCUGAUUUUCACAGUGUCCAAUUAUUACGAACUUUGUCUUAUACUUUGACUGCAAUAGCAAUUAUUCUUUUAUCACAGGAGUUUGUAAAUGCAGCGAUUUGAUUGGAUUUUAUUCCUGUGUAUACAGCCAAUCAUAGCCUCAGAUUAUAUAUGCAGCAAAAUUGAUUACAGUCUUUCUAUAGAGUGCUCUGAUUGGUUGUAUUAGCUAGUGUACAAUUUUAUGGUAUACAACUCCUGAUCUUUAUUGUAUUGAAGACAAUGUUUCAACAAUUUACACUGUCAUCAACAGGUGAAGGUAUAUUAUAUGAGUGUUUAAAAGGCCUGUAAUUUGAUGAUGUGUCUGAGAUAAUUUGUAAUCAAUGUUAUUUCCCUCUCUAUUUUGUAUUUUAUUUGUUAGAUAUCAUGAUAAGAACACUGUAAAUAGUCCAAUAUGAAUUAAAAUAUUCCCCAUUCU
Lottia gigantea (owl limpet) is the source of this 3206-nucleotide messenger RNA. RefSeq lists its product as hypothetical. The transcript has 8 exons. Lineage: Eukaryota; Metazoa; Mollusca; Gastropoda; Lottiidae. Gene Ontology annotation, biological process: protein phosphorylation; mitotic G2 DNA damage checkpoint signaling; G2/M transition of mitotic cell cycle. Gene Ontology annotation, molecular function: RNA polymerase II CTD heptapeptide repeat kinase activity; ATP binding; cyclin-dependent protein serine/threonine kinase activity. Bases 126 to 1034 code for a protein of 302 amino acids. The record is from RefSeq and is a predicted model, not a curated record. Gene Ontology annotation, cellular component: nucleus.